AUGAUGAAUGGCAGGGACCGUCCCCGCGGGCCUCCGCCAGGGCCGCUACCAAAUCGUGGAGAUAUGCAGUCUGAUUCGGGCUCUAGCCCAAGCACCAUGACAAGAGGGGCCGCUUUUGAGGAUGAGAAGAAGCGGAUCAUUCAUAGUUGUUUCGCCAAAAAGGAUGAAGAAGGUCUCUUGCUCGAGUCUUAUAUAACCCACGUCCGCAUCACCGAAGAUUCAGCACACCCCUCCAGCCCCUCCCCGCCAAACGGGCCACCGGAGAACAAGAAACCCCGUAUCAUUAUCAUAGCGGUUCGAAAGUCAGGCAGAGUCCGCAUACAUAAAGCUCGAGAGAACAAUGAGGGGACCUUCUCUAUCGGCAAAACUUGGAUGCUCGACGAUCUAAGCGCAAUUCAAUCAUUUGGUUCUAUUGUGCCCAGAACACCAGGAGAGCAGCAACAAAAAGAAUGGGCGGGCAAUGUUGGAUUCACGGUCACAAUUGGAAAGCCAUACUACUGGCACGCCAGGACUUCUAAGGAAAAGGAGUUUUUCAUCGGGAGCUUGGUCAAGAUUUACAGGAAAUACACCAAUGGAAAAGUCCCCAACCUCAUUGGUUUCGAUGAUAAGGAGCGACAAAUGCUGGCGAGACAUGGACAAUCGGGACAACCAGGACAAGCAGGUGGCCCUUCAAAUGGUCCACCGGCAAGGGGACCCGGUCUAAAGCCUUCAACAUCGGACAGCCCGGUGCCUCCCUCGCUACAAUCGUCCAACAGAGGCCGUGAUCCCAGUCGCGAUGCGCCCCGGGAAGCCAAAAGGAAGCCUUCCGAAGACCCUACACUUCGCACUCAAAAGAGCCGUGAGCAGAUGUCUCGGCCGUCGACCGGUUCUCGGCCAUCCACAGGACAAAGCAGAUCGGCGCCAUCUCCCUUUGAUCUACAUAAAUCUCCUCAGUCGCUCCUUUCUGGGCCACCCCUAGACCAGCAACCGCCGUCACGCGCAGCCGAGCGUAGCGCCGCAAACGCAAAAACCCCGAGUUCACUAUCAGAGUCGAGGGGAAAAGAUUAUCUGACUGCCGCAGCACAAUCCAGCAGCUAUACUGAUAUUCCGGAGUCACUUCGCCCAUCUUCUGCUCGCAGCCAGGAUCGCGGCCCCAAACCCCCACCUCUUGCUACCGAGCCAGCCCCAAAUAAAACACCAGAAUUCAUGCGCAGCAAUGAUGCACUCCGUCCUUCAACCUCUGGUUCUUCCAAUAAUGAAAGUAAGAACACAGCCCCACGUCCCACGCCCAGCUUUGGGCCAAAGUCGCCCCAGCGUGGGAGCGGGGAAAAGGCAUUUUCCUUUAAUCAGCCCUCUGUGCCUCAAGAGAGAAGUACAGAUAACUUGUCAGCCGGAGCUUCCGCGCAGCCCCGGGAACCGUCUUCCUCGCCGGCAAUUGAGGGACUAGCUGCGGAGCCUGCUGCUAUUAUGUCUGCGAAUCUGCCCUCGUCGGAGCCUAUCGAGCCUUCCAAUGAAGAGCCCAAGACACCUGUCGAAACUGUUCCUGCUGCGGACUCGCCAUCUCAAGCUCCUCCAGAGCAAGUUGAAGAGACCGGCGAAUUCGAGCCGCAUCGCCCGGGGCUCGGUCCUAUGGUCAAGAACAAGGACGCCAAAGAUAUUGCAGGCGCCUGGAAAAAGGCUGCAAAUGCUUAUGCUGGUUUCAAGCCCAGAGUUGGUGGGGCCGGUGAGCGACUGCUGGCAGCCGCGAAGAAAUCACAGGCUGAUGCCGCGGGCCCCGAUGGCAUCACCAGCGUUGUUCCCGCGCCGUCCCUUUCCCGGUCGGCAACUGAUCCCCCGCAGAGUCCAGUGGCGACAAAGUCGGAACAAGAUCUCCAAUUCCCCACGCCCGCUACAGGGCCGGAGACACCAACGGUCGAGAUUACAGAGCCAGCAACCGCGGACAUCGCGGUGGCCCCUGUCCAGACUCCUGAGGUCUCGCAAGAGAAACUCUCUGAUGUUGUUAUAAAGGUUGAAGAUCGUUCAAGAUCGCCAUCCCCGGCGACUCAAGGACGUCGUCGCAGACGCCGUGAAGACCACACUAUGAAAUAUUGCCAGGCCCUUGGGAUCGAUCCCAGCGUUCUAGACGGACGUGGUAUUGAGUUUGAUGACAUCCUCACUGAUCUGGGCUGGAACGGACGGUUGGCCGAUGAACAAAAGAUUGAGGAUUUGGAAGCAGAUGUUCGCCGCGAAAUUGGCCGUGUCGAGGCCACCAGCUGGCUUGGCAACCUUGAACAACAGGAAGGAAAGGUGGAACAACUUGCGAGCUUGAUUGACAGAACGAUCGAAGAGUGCGAUGAGCUCGAUGGUCUUUUGACCCUUUACUCCCAUGAACUGAACACUCUUCAUGAGGAUGUCGCCUAUAUUGAAGCUCAAGGUCAAGGUCUGCAGGUACAAACAGCAAAUCAGAAGCUCCUGCAAAACGAACUUCAAACCCUUUUGAAGACACUUUCAAUAUCUUCAUCCGAACUGGGUCCCCUCAAAGAAGCCUCUUUGAGCAACCCCGAUGGCUUGAAGGAUACUGAAAGCGCUCUAGCGACGUUGUACAAGGCUAUGCUCACUAUCGACUCUGACAUUGGACAAAACAAGAAACGUCAAGUCGAUGCUAGUGUCGGUGUGUAUGCUGAUACAGAAAUCGGCCAGAUGCGUGCGAUCAAGCAAAAGAAGGAAGAGUAUCGCUCUACUGCAACCAUGUUCCUCAACCGACUGCAGCAGUUCAUGGCCCUUGCCUUCAAGAUGGCAGAACAAAAACGUGCUGAUUGGACGAACGGUGCCAAGGAUUCCAUGAAAUUAGAUAGUGCCGCACGAGGGCACUUCCGUCAAGAGGUCUGGCGGUAUAAUGCCCUGAUGCUCUUUGCUAAAGAGGUCAGCAUGACAGAAUGGCAUAGCCUUGUCAGUCUCUAUGAGCAGCAGUCCAAGCCUUCGUACCAGGGCGACUUCCGCGACAAUAAUCUGGCUUGGAAGAAGACCGCGCACAAACCAACGGGAGAUGAGCAAGAACUCCUCUUCACACACCAAGAGAAAGAGAAAGAAGCCGAGGGUCUCACCAUGGCGGCACGAAAACUGACCGUGCGGCGGGGCAAGACGGUACGGGCUGCCGCUGGGCUUCGACUGGCUUCGGGCAGCGGGAAGAAGGAAGGAAAGUCCGAGCCAUGUGAGGCAUUCUCUGGGACGCUGCGGGAGACACUGAACAUGAUGGCUCAGGAGCAGAACUUCAUUGUCCAAUUCUUCCAUCUCAAUUCUCUUGCCAGUGCCGAUUUUUCCGACUUGGUAUCUGCUACCAUUCCGGAAAAUCGCUCUUGUCCCGAUUUCUCUGCUAACCAGCCGCAUGAUCCUGAUCGGGGAAUGGCAAAGAGAGUCGAGCAGAUCAUGGAUGAGGUCUACUCAUUCUGGCCGAAUGACAUGCAGAGCAUGGUGGACUGGGCGAUGCAAGCUGAUCCUCUUCAAGGAAUCGGUAUUCUCCAUGCCUUGGAGACUGCUAUGAAUGACUUCGAUGACACGAAUCAAGAGUUCAUUCUUCAUGCGCUGCAGAAAAUCCAUUCCCGCCUGAUGGGACUGUUCAACCGAUUUGUAGAUGAACAAAUCCGAGGCAUCGAGGACACCAAAGUCAAGGUGAACAAGCGGAAGGGAGUAAUUUCCUUCAUGCGGGUGUUCCCCAACUUCUCCAAUGCGGUGGAAAGCAUGCUGGCAUCCCCGUCCGGCGCCUUCUGUGACAUUCGUGUUAGCGUCAAUGACGCGUACGACCGUAUCAACCGUGCGAUGUGGGAGUCACUCAAAUUCAUUGCCAAGGAAGCACCCGGCCAACCUCCGGGUCUCACUGCGAGUGCUGGUGAUCCGGAAGACAAGGAGAUCCUGAACUACCACAUACUCCUUAUUGAGAACAUGAACCACUACAUCGAGGAAGUAGAUGUGCACAACAUCCCUGCACUUGAACGCUGGGCCGAUCGGGCCCACCAAGACUUCCAGGAGCACAUGAAGCUCUACCUGGACGCGGUCAUUCACCGCCCAUUGGGCAAAUUGAUUGACUUCGUGCAGUCAAUUGACAACCUUCUCGCUGCGGGCGGUAACCCGACCGACAUUGCAGCCCGCCCCACCCACUCCCGCAUGGUGGCGAAGAAGGUUCUCGCCUCCUACGAUAACAAGGAAAUCCGACGUGGCAUCGAAAUGCUCAAGAAGCGUGUAGAGAAGCACUUUGGUGACGCCGAUGACCCUGGUCUUAGCCGCAGCCUUGUCGUCAAAGUACUCCGGGAGUGCGAGAAUCGUUAUGAGAAUACUUAUGACCGCACCCGGAAGAUUAUUGAAGAUGUCUACGAGGGUCAAUUGGAGCUGGACUGGCGCAAGGAAGACACCCUUAGCAUGUUCCGGAAAUGA
Molecule: messenger RNA, 4386 nt
Organism: Penicillium egyptiacum
Lineage: Eukaryota; Fungi; Ascomycota; Eurotiomycetes; Eurotiales; Aspergillaceae
Source: the annotation of a GenBank genome assembly